CCACGACCCACUGAAAUGGCAAAGCCCAAAGAGGACCAAAGAGGCCCAAAUAAAGAUGAGGCCCAGAAGCAGAAGCAAACACCAUGGUUAGCUCAGCUGGAGGAGAGCCAACAAGCAAAAAUGCCGCAGUGGCCGUCACUCCAGCUGCCCGCCGCCGCCGCCGCCCGCCGCGCCACUCCCUUCGCCUUGUGCAGGAGCUCGUCGUCCUCCGUUUCUGCGUCAGCGUCCAACCAGGACCUGGUAGCGUGUUCUUGGCAAAAGGAGGAUGAGGCCGAGGCGCAGUCGUUGGUGGUGGUGGGCGGAGGCGCCGCCGGGGUGUACGCCUCCAUAAGGGCCAAGUCCCUGGCUCCCCACCUCAACGUCCUAGUCUUCGACAAAGGAAGGUUCUUGUCCAAGGUCAAGAUUUCUGGUGGUGGCCGAUGCAAUGUCACCAACGGGCAUCAUCUGGAGCCAUUGGGGAUGGCAAGAAAUUAUCCUAGGGGACACAAAGAACUCAGAGGAUCGUUCUUCAAAAAUCAUGGCCCUCAGGAUACUAUGCGUUGGUUCUCAGAUCAUGGUGUCGAGCUUAAGACAGAAGAUGAUGGUAGAGUUUUCCCUGUCACUGACAAUUCUGCAUCGAUAGUAGAUUGCCUACUGAAUGAAGCAAGGCGACUUGGAGUUUCCCUGCAGGCUGGUAAAGCUGUGACUGGUGCAUCUGUCACUGAAAAUGGGAAGUUUGUUGUGAAGGUUGAGAAGCGUACCGUUGAUUUUGUGGAUCAUGUAAACGCUAAAUAUGUCUUAGUUGCUACAGGGAGCAGCCAGCAGGGUUAUUCAAUUGCUGCACAAUUUGGUCACUCUAUUAUUGCUCCAGUGCCCAGCCUUUUCACAUUUAAAAUUACAGACAAGCGAUUGGCUGACCUCUCUGGGGUCACAUUCCCAAUAGUCAAAGCAAAACUGAAGCUAGACGGCAUUAAGAGAAGUGCUCCUGAAUUAACUCAGAUUGGACCUAUGUUAGUUACACACUGGGGGCUUAGUGGGCCUGUUGUUCUUCGUUUGUCCGCAUGGGGAGCACGUGAACUGCAUCAGUACAACUACCAAGCAAAGCUCACCGUUGACUUCAUACCCGACAUUCAUAUUGAGGACGUGAAGCGCAUCCUUUUCCUGCACAAAGAUCACCAUGCGAAGCACAAAAUAAACAACUCUUUUCCCAUGGAGUUCGCUCUGGUGAAGAGAUUUUGGAAAUUCUUGCUAGAACAGGAGAGUUUAGAUGGUGAUAUGCACUGGGCGUCCAUACCAAAUAAUAAUCUAAACACAGUAGCCCUUAGGUUAAAGCAAUGGAUGUUUGAGGUUGUCGCUAAGGGUCAAUUCAAAGAUGAAUUUGUCACCGCCGGAGGUGUUCCACUUUCAGAGAUAUCGCUGAGCACUAUGGAAAGCAAGAAACAGCCCAACCUGUUUUUUGCAGGAGAGGUACUUAAUGUUGAUGGGGUCACUGGCGGAUUCAAUUUUCAGAAUGCAUGGACCGGUGGGUAUAUAGCUGGGACAAGCAUAGGAACAUUGGCAUCAAGCAACAUGAGGCAGCAACAGCCAUAUUUGCAACUGGACGGAUCAUGAAGUAUCACACUGCAAAAAGGACUCCUGCCUGUUCUUACUACUGAAGACUAACAUUGACAAAUGACAUUGUAGAUGUACAUAGAGGUCAAUGAUCGAUUGUAGAGAUGUACCCGUGAAACAAUCUCUUGUUAUUAGUUAGCAAACAAGUUCAGAAGUAGUGGAUUGUGUACUCUGCACAGCUGUGAGCAAAUCUAGUUGUCAUUUCUCCAACAUAAAAUCAGAUAUAAAGUUACACUCAA
Oryza sativa Japonica Group (Japanese rice) is the source of this 1829-nucleotide messenger RNA. RefSeq lists its product as uncharacterized. NCBI's taxonomy places the organism in Eukaryota, Viridiplantae, Streptophyta, Magnoliopsida, Poales, Poaceae. The record is from RefSeq and is a predicted model, not a curated record.